Paramecium sonneborni is the source of this 911-nucleotide messenger RNA. The record is from the annotation of a GenBank genome assembly. Lineage: Eukaryota; Ciliophora; Oligohymenophorea; Peniculida; Parameciidae.
AUGAAACCUAUUUCUUUGGAUUAGAGCUAAACAAAAAUAAAAAUUUAAUAGCAAGUUAUUACAAUCCCUGAUGUUCCAUGUUAAAGACAUGCAAAGGAAUAGUUAGUAUCUGUGUGUACUUAAGGAUAAUGUAGAGAAAAAGGUGCAAUUUGCCCAUUGUGUUAAGUGAAUUAUCAUCAUAUGCAUUUGGAAGAUACUUGGAAUCUGAAUUAUUUUGUAUAAUAAAUUCAUAAAUAAAUUGAAAGUCUAUAGCCAGAUUAUAAAGCUAUUAAUGAAUUACUAAUAAGUUUUAAGUUAAAAAUAAGUGAAGUAAAGAAUUUAUUAAGAAUUAGUCUAUAAAAUCGUUAAUUUUGUAAUUGGAAAUUAUUGAUAAACAAGUGAAUAUGAUUCUAUAAAAAUCAAAGCAAAAAAUAGAUUUUGAUAUAGAUGAAAUAAAAACAACAUUGAAGAAUUUAGGGAAGACAAGUUAGAUUGAUAAUUUUGGAAAGAAAAGUAAGUUUAUAUAAAUAUAUAAAGUUGUAAAAUUGACUUAAUAUUUUGGUAUAGAUCCUAAAACUCAUGUAGUAUAUAGAACGAAAGAUUAUGAAGAUUUAUAGAUAUAGAAAAUGACAGAUUUAAUAGAGGAAAAUUAAUAAUAUUUUGNAUUCAUUUUUAUAAAAACUAUGCUUAUAUCCUAAUAUAUAUUCUUUACAAAAUCAGAAGUUUCUUAUUCUAAUUAAUUUAUUCCUUUUAAUUUCAUUCAUUCUUUAUAACAGAAUAGUAUAAGUGUUUUUUUUAUAUAAUUAAUCAAACCUAAAUCAUUAAUUUGGUUUCUAUCUGAUAGAGAUUUCAUUAAAAUAAAAAAUAAAAAAUGGAAUACCCAAUAAAUUUUUUUUCAAAACUCACUAAAUAAUAACUUUUCUUUAGUCUGA